Fusarium keratoplasticum is the source of this 1470-nucleotide messenger RNA. Its product is annotated as MFS domain-containing protein. The transcript has 5 exons. Bases 1 to 1470 code for a protein of 489 amino acids. Gene Ontology annotation, biological process: transmembrane transport. Lineage: Eukaryota; Fungi; Ascomycota; Sordariomycetes; Hypocreales; Nectriaceae. Gene Ontology annotation, molecular function: transmembrane transporter activity. The record is from RefSeq and is a predicted model, not a curated record.
AUGAUGAAGCCCGAAGUUGAAGCAUUGGAGAAUCGUGAUGCAGGAUAUGGUCUGACCGAAGAACACAAACACUAUCUUGUUGAGCGCCAUGGAACCGUCGAACUGGAUCCUAUUCCCUCUAUGCACGAUGCCGACCCUUUGAACUGGCCCAAAUGGAAGAAAAUCAUGAAUCUCUCUCUUGUUUCCUUCCAUGCCUUCGUGGCCACGUUUACUGCGUCCUGCAUCCAGUCGGCCUUUGUCGAAAUCGCCGAAGAUCUCAACCAGACCGUACAGUCAACAAGCUACCUGGUUUCUAUUCAAAUCGCCGUCCUAGGUGGUGCGCCCCUGUUUUGGCGCCCCCUCUCCCAACGAUAUGGCCGACGACCGCUCUUCUUGAUGGCUUGCAUCUGCAGUCUAGUCUGUAACGUUGGCUGUGCCGUUAGCCAAUCCUAUGCAACGAUGGCCCUCUGCCGAGCACUCGUCUCGUUUUUCAUUUGCCCUGCCAUGGCCAUCGGGACUGCGGUCGUGCAAGAGACGUUCUUCCGCAAAGAGAGGGCCCGAUUCAUGGGUAUCUGGACAUUGAUGGUAACACUGGGAGUCCCUGUUGCCCCAUUCAUCUGCGGCUUCGUCGCUCAGAGAGUUAACUAUAGAUGGAUCUACUGGAUCCUGGCCAUUACAAAUGGCGUGCAGUUUCUCCUCCACAUCUUCUUUGGACCCGAAUCUCGAUUCGAUCGCGCGCACGUACCGCAAGGGAUGUCUACAUUCAAACUGGAAUACCUCAGCUUCCGUCGCAUUGAUCACACCCCACUCAAACUCAUCGAAUUCGUUCACCCGCUCCGUCUCGUGGCGUUUCCCAAUGUCAUGAUACCAGCAGCCGCCUACUCCAUGAUCUUCCUGUUCGGUAAUAUCAUGCUUACCUUCAUGAUUCCUCAAAUAUUCCCCGAAAAGUUCGGUUUCGACACUCAGCAGGUUGGCCUUCAGUACAUCGGUAUCAUUGUCGGGACAUUGAUUGGAGAGCAAUUUGGCGGAAUCAUGUCCGAUAAAUGGAUGUGGUUACGCGAACGCAAGGGAAAGAUGCCACAACCAGAAUACCGCUUGUGGCUGAGCUAUCUCGGCCACCUGUCGACUAUCUGCGGUGUCGUGGUCUUCUUGGUGCAGUCCGAUAAUGCCUCGGACAAAUGGAAUGUUACUCCCAUUAUCGGGGCGGGUAUUGCGGCAGCAGGCAACCAAAUUGUCACGACGGUCCUGAUCACCUACGCCGUGGACUGCUACCCUGACGAUGCUGCAGCGGUCGGCGUGUUCAUCAGCCUCGUCCGUCAAAUGUGGGGUUUCAUCGGACCUUUCUGGAUUCCGAACAUGGCCAGAGAAAUUGGACUUAGUGAAAGUGCAGGAGUGGCAAUAGCUCUGAUUGUAGUGGUGGCAUUGAUCCCUACGAUGGUGCUGCAGUGGAAGGGAAGAUAUUUGCAAAAGUGCAAUGAUAAGACAGGCUAG